Molecule: messenger RNA, 312 nt
Organism: Oikopleura dioica
Lineage: Eukaryota; Metazoa; Chordata; Appendicularia; Copelata; Oikopleuridae
Source: the annotation of a GenBank genome assembly
AUGUCAAGCAAUGUCACAAAAAUCGUUGAAGAAAACAAGAAAAGCAGACACUACAGUCUUUCUCUCAGCGACAAGAGCAUCACCCAACUGACGCAGAUUUCUUCCGACUUCAGCCAACUGCAGCACCUCUCCGAGCUCAUUCUCGCGCACAACGGCCUCAAACAGCUCGCUGCUUCGAUCACAAACUUAAAGAAUCUCAAACUGCUCAACUGCUUCAACAAUGAGCUCGUCGAGCUUCCCGGAAACUUGUCGGAGGUGAAUUCAAGAGCGCGAUUCUUUUCUAGAAGCCCUUGUUUAUGCUGCAAGAGCUGA